GGACGGAUCACCUUCCGCUCCAGCACUGCCAGUUCCUGGUCGGCGCCGUGACUCAUGCCUGUUGUGUCAGGAAGGGCGGCUCUGCCCUGCAACCCCACAGGUGCUCCAGCAGGACGCAGGGAGAAGGCUGCCGCCAGGGCAGGCAGUGGAGCGCCGCACGACCCAGCGCCAGCAGGCCUGCUCGGUCGAUGUUCGAACCGAGGAUGCGGCGGGGCUGGAAGAUGGCCCUGUCCGGGGGGCUGCGGUGCUGCCGCCGGGUACUGGCCUGGGUGCCAGUGCUCAUUAUCGUCUUGGUCGUGCUGUGGUCUUACUAUGCCUACGUCUUUGAACUCUGCCUGGUGACUGUUUUGAGCCCAGCAGAAAAAGUUAUCUACCUCAUAUUCUACCAUGCCAUCUUUGUGUUCUUUACCUGGACCUACUGGAAGUCUAUUUUUACACUCCCACAACAGCCAAACCAGAAGUUCCACUUGUCCUAUGCAGAUAAGGAACGCUAUGAAAAUGAAGAGAGACCUGAGGUCCAAAAGCAGAUGCUGGUUGAUAUGGCCAAGAAGCUACCCGUUUACACAAGAACCGGGAGUGGAGCUGUAAGAUUCUGUGACCGGUGCCAUUUGAUCAAGCCAGAUCGCUGCCACCACUGCUCUGUCUGUGCCAUGUGUGUAUUAAAAAUGGACCAUCACUGCCCUUGGGUUAAUAACUGCAUUGGAUUUUCCAACUAUAAAUUCUUCCUUCAGUUCUUAGCUUAUUCUGUUCUCUACUGCCUGUACAUUGCUACAACGGUCUUCAGCUAUUUCAUCAAAUACUGGAGAGGGGAAUUGCCCAGUGUUCGCUCUAAGUUCCAUGUCCUUUUUCUUCUCUUUGUGGCCUGCAUGUUUUUUGUCAGCCUAGUGGUUCUCUUUGGCUACCAUUGUUGGCUUGUCAGCAGAAACAAAACCACCUUAGAGGCCUUCUGUACUCCAGUGUUUACAAGUGGCCCAGAGAAAAAUGGGUUCAACCUUGGCUUCAUCAAAAAUAUCCAGCAGGUGUUUGGAGACAAGAAGAAGUUCUGGUUAAUACCUAUUGGAUCCAGCCCCGGUGAUGGACACUCCUUCCCUAUGAGGUGUAUGAAUGAGUCACAGAACCCACUGCUAGCAAAUGAAGAGCCCUGGGAAGACAAUGAUGAUGACAACCGAGAUUAUCCAGAAGGUUCAUCAUCUCUUGCGGUGGAAACGGAAACGUAGCAGUGUUCACAUUUCCUGCAUCUCUAAGACCAGGACCCUCUAUCUCCCAUGAAGCUUACAGAGUUCAAUGUUGGGAACCAUUGUAAUCUUCAAAAUAAGACACCAUGGCUGACCAAAAGCUUCACAAUUUGAAAGCAUUCCAUCAAAUAUUUGUGCUGAUACAUGUUUCAGGACCUUACAAGUCAUUGAAUUUACUGACUGAACUCAUCAGUCUGGUAGCACUGAAUUCAGUCCAGUCUUCCUCUCUUUCUUUCUUAAUUUCCCCUUCCCCAAUCUGUGAAAGCCUAUCUUUUCAGAGGCUCUCUGGGAAGACUGUUAAUCAUAUCUAUGGGGUCUGUGUGGCAUUGAGGGGAAUCAGACUACAUUUGUGUGCAUAAGCAUAUUUACACAAAAUCCUGCUGUGGCAUUGUGAAAAUCAAGGUUAAAAAAUCUGAGGUUUUUAUUCAAUCAUAUUUUUUCCAUAAUAGCAAUUUAAAUAUCUGCUGAGCUAUGAACGACGUCCCUAUCUCAGGUACCUAAAAUUCAAGAGGGAGAUUCAGUACACUGUGAUGAAGGUCCUCCAAUUGAGAAUUGAACAGCAAUGUAAAUGGGAAACCUGUUCGCUGUGAUUCCUGAAACUUCCACACCUGAUAGGGAAGAUCAGAUCAGAUUUCCACUUUAUUAAAUAUAAUAGUUGGUGUUUUUAAGACUUCUGGUGGCAGCCUGUGGUAAUAUUCUCUAAUUACUUUUAUUCUUUUCUCUGCUACCUAGCUUUAUUUUAGCCUUUAUGAAUUACUGUUUUGAUGAAAGAAAAACUACAAGCCUUAGUUAUGAACCACAGAUUUUAUUAAAGGGUUUAAGGAUGAUAUUCAGGUUUAAUUACAAUACUGUUCAUAAGGGUAAAGUUUCCCAGUUCAAAUUGGCCUAAGGAUUAGCACGAAACAUCUGUUUUCACAGCAGGGGUUAGGGUACAGAUAGUGAUAACCUAAUAGUAAUAUACCAAUCCUUUCUUUCUUUCUUUCUUUCUUUUUUAGUUUCAGUGGUAGCUCAGCCAUUAAGAUAGUUUACAUCCAUUUAUUUAUAAUUGGCCUUUCUUGUAGUCCUAGUGCCUGAAUCAGUGAGUAUGGACACUAAUGCUGCUUCUUUAUAAUAAUCACACGUAAGAGUAUUGAUGGUUUUCCUUUCUCAGCCAGCUAUUGACAAUAGAAGUCCCAACUCCUACAGAGAUCAGUGACGGGUUACUGGCAUCUUGCAGAUAUCGCGUAGUUGAGCUCCUAGAGGGAUUGUUAAGUUUACUAAAUGAUUCCCCCUAAAAUGUUUUUGAGUAGAAAAGAACUGCCUGCCACAAACAAUGCAGUAUCUGGACUCCAGUGGAGCUGAGAAAGUGAGAGGUCCAGCUACUCAUAGCAAAAAAACACUUGUUCACUUGGAUCCUCUAGGUAAUUUUGGUCAAGGUAAGACUUUUAGCAUAAAUUAAAUGGAUUAUGGCCAGUAUUUCCAUUUGAGACAAUACUAGACAUGACUAAAUCUUUCAGGGUUUUGUCAAACUCAGAUGCCAGGAGGCCAUCCACGUGGUCUUACCAUGGACAAUACUUGCCUUCUAUUCAUAUUCAAGUGCACCUUUCUCUAAAAGUAGGGCCAUUACUUACUCCACAGCCAGUAGGCCUCAAAGCAAUCUUUCCUGAAAGCUGCUAACUAUAAUUCAAAGUCAGAAAGGAGUGAACUUCUUUGAUGCACAGAAAUCAGGUCAUAAAAGACAGUGUCAGGAGACUACAGGGAAGCUCCAGAAGGGCUGUCUUCAAAAGGCCAAAUCAAUCAGUGUUUUACCUGCAGGCUUGGUGAAAUAAAAACACCUUAUUCCUCUCUCAGCACCUUGAUCUCACUACUUCUCUGAUACUAUUCAAAUACAUGAGUAGGCUCUGAUACUAUUCAUAGACUAUGGAGCAUUGACUACUGUACAUAAUCACCCCAAUUGGUUGCCUAUUGAUGAAGGAGACAGAGGUUUAUUUGAGAAUUAGCUCUGGCUUCUGUGCUUGCUUUUCCUUGUGACCCUGUCCAGUAAUCUCUGUGGGAUCUUGUUCCCCAAUCUUUGGUACUCAUCUUCCCCAUUUGCAAAAUGGAGACACUCAUUGUUAGGGUCUUAUAGCUGCAUGGUGCUGUUAAUAUGUGUCAUUGCAGGACCGCAAUGAAAGGUUUAAGCAAACAGUGUUUCUAAGCAACCAGUGUUCUCCAUUCUUUCCCCCAUGCUUUCAUUGCUGAUUUGUUCUUGCAGAGCUCAGAGUACUUUAUUAAUGCUUUUCCAUUCAUUCCAACAAUGUCCUUAGAAAGACGGAAUAGAAAUUAUUUCCCCAUGGGACAGCUGAAAAAAUUAAGGGCAAAAGAAAUGAAAUGAAAUGCCCUUCAAAAGCACAUAGCUGUCUGGGGCAGAACUCAUAGUUCCCAUGCACUGUUAGAGGGACUGCAAUUACCAUGGAGCAGCUUAUAGCACUGAAAGCAAGAUCACAUUUCAGAAGAGUCCCACUAUGUCCCAAAUCUUAAAGUAUGCAUUUCAUCCUAGUAUUUUCUAUGUGAUAGAAAUGUAAUACUCGUAUGUGCCUCUGUACUGCACUCAUAUAUUUCACAUUCCAUGGCAUCAGCCAGUGCAUUAUCUUCUCUUGAAUUCACAGAGCCCAAUCUCAGGGCUGACUUUUGCAGUGAAAACAGUGUGCUUCCCCAUGUUUAUUUCAAAUUGCAGAAAGUGCAGACAUUGCAGUUAAUGGAGAUUUGAGCACAAUCCCAGCAGAUGUGUUUUAAGAAUAUUUAAUACACAUUAUUCUAAUGCGCACCUGAAAUUCACAGGAUGUAUUAGGUUGGUGCAAAAGUGAUUGUGGUUUAAAAGGUUAAAAACAAUUGCAAAAACCGCAACUACUUUUGCACCAGCCUAAUAAGAGUCAUGCAGAGCCUGUCACCUCUCAUCACACAUAUACCAGAGGUGCCAAAAAAAUAUACACAAAUGGACACUUUGGUCAGCGUUGCUCAAGCCAUAGUUCUCCGUAACCAGAAGUAUCUGGAUGCUGACAGUAACCACUUUGAGCAUCUC
Messenger RNA from Rhinolophus ferrumequinum (greater horseshoe bat), 4275 nucleotides. RefSeq names its product zinc finger DHHC-type palmitoyltransferase 15 (gene ZDHHC15). The record is from RefSeq and is a predicted model, not a curated record. Gene Ontology annotation, cellular component: Golgi apparatus; endoplasmic reticulum. Gene Ontology annotation, molecular function: protein-cysteine S-palmitoyltransferase activity. Gene Ontology annotation, biological process: synaptic vesicle maturation; peptidyl-L-cysteine S-palmitoylation; protein targeting to membrane. The transcript is spliced from 12 exons. NCBI's taxonomy places the organism in Eukaryota, Metazoa, Chordata, Mammalia, Chiroptera, Rhinolophidae. Bases 189 to 1217 code for a protein of 342 amino acids.